AUGGAGAUGACAAGCGAGGAGGCAGCCUGUCAGGUCCACGCAGUUUUCAUGGAGCCCGAGCCCGAGCCCGUGAGCCCUGCUGCGUGUUCACGCUCCUGUAUCACGCGUUCCCGCCGACCUCCAAGGUUCUUUGUGGCGAAAGAAGUUUCUUCAGGUUACAAAAAGGAAAAUGGAACCAAGGAGACAGCUACAUUUGGAAUGCAGUAUCAAGGUGUUGAAUGGCAUAGCAGAGAAAAAACAAUCCAAACACAAAGAAUCACAUCUUUCACUCGUUUGACAGUUCAAGACAAUGCCAACUUCACUGAAAAAGAAGGAUAUGUGCCGUGGAUGGAUACACCAGAGUAUCCGACACCAAACAAUAGCAGAUACUUCAUCCUGGAUGACAAUAAUGAAUCUCUGAAAGUCCUUCGCGAUGGAACAUACAAGGUUUCUCUUCAGAUUACGUACAAAAAAAUAUUCAGCGAAAACACAAGUGAAAUAUUUCUGCAACAUGAUAUUCGUCAUUGUACUGAGGCAUAUGAUGGAGCCCUGACCCUGCUCGUCCACUGUGAAACAGUCAACCUCAAAUACUGGACGAAAACUCUGUUCUCUGAGGGUAUUUUUUCUCUCAAAGCUGGGGACAGACUCAAGGUGUGGUCCAACAAUCGGAAACUCAUUGACUUUAAAGGGCAAAUUUCGCAAAAAACAGCCUUUGUGGCAUAUCCUCAUUUUUCCACAUGAGGAUAUGGUGAAUAUAGAAUUCACUAAAAAGGCCAUUUCUUCUAUAGCUUUGCAUAAAAAUCAAAAGGGCUGCCAUGAAGUAUCAUAUUCAUCUGAAAGGACCUUGUGGUCUAAACACAUUCCUCUUCUGUCAACAUAAUAAUUUGAAUCUCAGAUUUAUUUGUAUAAUCAAUAGCAGAGGUAUGUACAGAAUAAAACCUUUAUGAAAAAAAUACUGUUGUACAGUAAUGGUGUCACAAGGUAAUACCAGGGUACUUUGAUAUCAUCUAUGGUACUGAAAAUCAUUCCUUCUAACAGUAUUUUUUGGUAUUUUCUUUUGUAUGAGAAGACUGCUCUGCUUCACGGCUGGGGACAAAAGAGGCAUUGGCUUGGGUUUUUAAAACAUUUUUAAGCACUACAACUGUGGAGGAAUUGUAAUUUAAUAAUGAAGUUGUAUUUUUGAUGCAUUUUGAUUGAACUUGGUAUGAAAAUAUACUGUUGUAUGCAUUAAAAUACUGCAUAUUAUAUUAUUUAUGCUAUUGUAAUCUCUACAAUGCUAUUGUAAUAUGCUUUUGUAUGUUAUUAUAGUCAGAUUAAGGAUUUGGGCUGUUGAUGCAAAGGUUACAGGUUCAGUAACAUUACGGAUUGAAGAGAGUGGUCAAUACCCUGUAUUGCUCUGUUCCCUAGUGAGUUUUUGAGGUGCAUCGUGGUUGCUGUCAUUGGAAUUUGUAGGCUGUAAGUUACUUUGUAAUGAAUAGGUUUGCAAUCACCAAAUAUGACCUUUAUAAUGAUUUGUAUUAAAGAUUGUUUCAUGUAUUUGAAUACAUCUUCAUACUGACAUCAUUCUUUGACCAUGAAGAAUCAAUAAAUACUAUUACAUAAA
This is a messenger RNA of Carassius auratus (goldfish), 1582 nucleotides long. RefSeq lists its product as uncharacterized. The transcript is spliced from 6 exons. Bases 1 to 720 code for a protein of 239 amino acids. Gene Ontology annotation, cellular component: membrane. The record is from RefSeq and is a predicted model, not a curated record. Gene Ontology annotation, biological process: immune response. NCBI's taxonomy places the organism in Eukaryota, Metazoa, Chordata, Actinopteri, Cypriniformes, Cyprinidae. Gene Ontology annotation, molecular function: tumor necrosis factor receptor binding.